Molecule: messenger RNA, 768 nt
Organism: Meira miltonrushii
Lineage: Eukaryota; Fungi; Basidiomycota; Exobasidiomycetes; Exobasidiales; Brachybasidiaceae
Exons: 1
Source: RefSeq, a predicted model, not a curated record
UGGCAAUCACCAGCCGUUACGGCACACGCUAACGAUGUGAACAAGAUGCUCAGCUUUAUGGCCAUCGGGUUCUUCUUCUACGAUCUCAUCCUGUCCAUUCCUUUCGAUCGCAAAGUCCUCACCGGUCAAAAGAGCUUGAAAUGGGUUCAUUUUGCUUAUUUCGGAACAAAGAUCUCCUUCUUGGGCUUCAUUGGUGUGCUGUUGAGCAUCUUUUGGGCUCAAAAAGAUAUGAAUUGUACCCUUCAAUUUCGAGUUUUGGAAUUCUUUAUGGGUACAACUGUUUUCACUUCAAGUUCCUUGCUUGCAUUCAGAACUCUUUGCGUGUUUCAAGGGAAGUACAGAAAUGUGAUCAAAGGCAUUUUAGCCGUUUUGGGUAUCGGAAUGUUGGCCGCUUGGAUGCAAGGCGUGGACGACGUUUCGGCAUUCUGGGAUACUAGUCCAGGCUUUGCUCCUUAUACUGAAGGUCGCUGUCAUUGGACAUCAGUCACGAAUACAUACUGGGUCAAGUACAUCAUCACAAUCAUAUUCGAUGCUACAGUCUUGGGUUUCACAACUAUCGGAAUCGCACGUAUGGCAGGUACAUCAAAGCUUGGGAUGACUUUGAUUCAACAAGGUUUCAUUUAUUUCUUUUUGACAUUUUUGGCAAAUUUGAUCAUUGCAAUCUUUACGCUUUUGCAACUUUCGCCGAGUAUGUCUUUACUCGUUGCCGUUCCACAAUCGGCCAUUUGCGUCAUUUGUUCAUGCAGAUUGCAUCGUGAAUUAGCCGAA